Messenger RNA from Aphanomyces invadans, 1182 nucleotides. RefSeq lists its product as hypothetical. The transcript has 3 exons. The coding region runs from base 1 to 1182 and encodes 393 amino acids. Lineage: Eukaryota; Oomycota; Saprolegniomycetes; Saprolegniales; Verrucalvaceae. The record is from RefSeq and is a predicted model, not a curated record.
AUGACUGCUGCCGACGUCAACGACACGGUCAUGAGACUUAUUGAACGCCAACAAGUACGCCAAGCUGACUUGGAGCGGUAUCCCGAUAUCGUUCACGAAGAUGAUGCUGUGGUGGACUCACCAACGCCGAUAUUCGACCUAUUCCUGAGCCAUGGCCCUGACACCAUCCUCCUCAUGACCAACUUCACGACAGCUGAAUUCAAUUCGAUUUGGUACAACCUUCAAGACCAUGAUGUCCUAUUCAUGGUGCUGACUGUGCUGAAGCAUGGCGGAACAUGGGACUACAUGGGGAGACGAUUCGGAUUGAAGGGUCCCACAUUCCAACGCCUUGUCAUUCGCUAUUUGGCUAUCAUCGACCCAAUGCUUUACGAAACUUACGUCGUCAAGGCCGCAAACAAGUUCACAAUGAAAAAGCUUGUCACGUCUGGUCACAUAUUCAAGCACUAUAAGACAGCCCGCUACGCCACUGAUGUAACCUUUCAGCAAUCAUACCGUCCAUCAGGUAAACAUGAAGAAGUCAAGCCCUACUACAGCAAGAAGCAUGGUCUUUAUGGCUACAAAGUCGAGACAAGUGUCCUCCCGAAUGGUCUGUCGAUUGGCUGUACCGAACACUUCCGCGGCGCCACACAUGACGUGCAAAUAUUCCGUCAAAAUGCCGAUUUCCACCUACGUGAACUCCAAAAACAACCUGUGGACUCUAACGUCCCCGACCGUGGACCGCUCGCCGACAAGUUCCCUGACCAGUGGUGUGUGCUUGCUGACAAGGCGUACCAAGGCCUUCAAGAACACUUCCGCGUUAUACAUCCCAAGAAAGCGAAACCCAACCAAGACCUAUCCAUGGAGGAGGAGCGAGAAAACCGCGAUAUUUCAAGUGACCGAAUCAUUGUGGAGAAUUACUUCGGGCGACUCUGCAACCUCUGGCGCGUUUGUUCUGACAAGUUUCGAUGGGAUGAAGGGCUUUACGACACGAUUUUCAGAGUCUGUUUGUCCUUGACAAACGCGAAUAUCAUGAUUCAUCCUCUACGCGAUGACGAUGAAGGCUUCUACAAUCGUAGAAUGAACAAGUUGGCCAAAAUUGGAGACGAAAUUCAACGGAAACGGAAGUUGUCACAGUCGACCUAUCGAGCCAAGAGAAGAAUGCGCCUUGAGGCUGGCUAUCUUGAGCUUGGUGGCGAGGAAUAG